AAUAGAGGACUUGGGAAAUGAGUCGGCACUGGAUGAAGAUCUGGAUCCUGGCAUCAUGGCAAUGACUUUGGCAGCCCUGCUGGUGCUCUAUGCACUAAUACCUUCCGGGUUUUCAAUCUCCUGCAUCAAAUGUAUCGAUUUGAGGGGAAACUACUGCUCAGGAGAAACGGUGACCUGCCCUUCAGGAUAUAGUUGUGCCACGGCACUGACUGAAUCAACGCUAACUUCCCCCGGAGUCACUGGGAUGUCCAUAUUUGCGCGAGGAUGUGUCCCCAAUAACCAAUGCGAGAAAACUGGAAGCGUAACAUCUACAGACGCCAACGUCAGAACCGCAACUUUGUGCUGCGACUACGACAACUGUGAGACUCGCGUACCCACAUUGCCGGAACCGAGUUUUGUGCCGAAUGGCCUGACGUGUAGCAGCUGUUCCACGAUUUCUAGUGAUGAUUGUAGACCUUCCAGCACCCUGCAGUGUACCGGCAGCGAGACAAAAUGUGGACGCCUGUCUUCGUCUAUUGGAGGACAUUUGUCCUCCUUUCUCGGCUGUGCCACGCCAAGCGUGUGUGACCUGCUCGGAAACCAGCAGACGACAUUCGCCUCGGGUGUAGGGGUGCGCUUGAGAACCACUUGCACCAAUGGCGGCUUUUAUCACCACGGUUCAUUUUAUCUGUCCCCCCUCAUUUUCCUCUUAUUAAAAGUCUUGCUAUAAA
Messenger RNA from Rana temporaria (common frog), 710 nucleotides. Its product is annotated as phospholipase A2 inhibitor and Ly6/PLAUR domain-containing protein-like. The coding region runs from base 56 to 709 and encodes 217 amino acids. NCBI's taxonomy places the organism in Eukaryota, Metazoa, Chordata, Amphibia, Anura, Ranidae. The transcript is spliced from 5 exons. The record is from RefSeq and is a predicted model, not a curated record.